This is a messenger RNA of Linnemannia hyalina, 387 nucleotides long. Lineage: Eukaryota; Fungi; Mortierellomycota; Mortierellomycetes; Mortierellales; Mortierellaceae. The record is from the annotation of a GenBank genome assembly.
AUGAACAAGCUGGCACAAUACCUUGACUCGUCCUUCCCUCGACCUGCGCCAAUCAUUCUCGACAUCAUAGGAUCUCGAGCUUUGGCAUACAUGGUCACGAAGGUCGAACCUGCUGUCACCGAGGAUAUGAUUAAGUUACCCAAAUCGGCAGAUGGAAUCGACAACUUUUUGGAGGGGGGCAGCCUGUCAGCAUUACUCCGAGUUGCUGACCACAACACUUCCUUCGCCCAGACCGUAAAGCAGGGAUACAUCAAAUUCGAGAAGCGGAAGGCAUGGGCUAAGAUGUCGGGGCAAGGUUUCCAGAGCAAGGAGGGCCCAGCAAUCAUCUUCACCCCCUCAAAGAAGCAGAAGCAACGACGAAUGGCUGCCGCGUCGAAGACGAAAUAA